AAUCAGGAGGCUUGAAGACAAUUAAUUAAAGAUUUUUCUAUGAAAUGGGCUUUUCAACAAUUCAUAUAAAAUGUUCUCCUUUUUUCAGUAUGGAUGACGAUGAAAACCCUCCUGACUUGUUUAUUGGUCUGGAUUUCAGUACACAGCAGAUCAAAGCUGUUGUUAUCAACACAGAGCUUCAGGUGGUUGCCGAGGCAUUUGUACAAUUUGACAGUAUGUUACCAGAGUUCAGAACCCAGGGGGGUGUACAUAUAUCAGGCAGUACUGUGACUGCCCCAACCCUUAUGUGGGUGAAAGGACUCGAUAUUCUUCUAGAAAAGCUCAGAGUGGAGGGUGUAGAUCUGAGCAGGGUUGGAGGUAUUAGUGGAGCAGGUCAGCAGCAUGGUUCUAUAUACUGGAGACCAGGGGUUGAGCAGGUACUCAGGGACCUGCAGCCGGACCGGUUUCUCCAUGAUCAGCUGAGUUCCGGAUUCUCUAUCCCGGAUUCCCCAGUAUGGAUGGAUUCAUCUACAAACAAACAGUGUCAACAGUUAGAAGAGCACCUGGGUGGACCAGAGACUCUGACUGCUCUGACCGGCUCUAGAGCUUACCACAGGUUCACCGGAAAUCAAAUUGCUAAAAUCAGAGAGGAGAAACAGGAAGCUUAUGAUAACACUGAACGAAUUUCUCUAGUGUCUUCCUUUGCAGCCAGUCUGUUUGUUGGGCGUGUUGUUGGUAUUGACUGGUCUGAUGGUGCAGGAAUGAAUAUUCUAAAUAUUACAAAUAAACAGUGGGUUCCACAGAUACUAACCUUUCUAGGAGAAGGAUUAGAAGACAAGUUGGGGUCUCCUGUCCCUACAGAUAGUGUUGUUGGUACAGUUUCUCCAUAUAUGCAGGAAAGAUAUGGUUUCAACCCUACAUGCAUUGUAGGAGCAUUUACAGGAGAUAAUCCUAGCAGUCUUGCCGGACUUUGCCUUCAUGAGGGGGACAUAGGAUACUCUUUAGGAACAUCUGAUACUAUAUUUGUGUGGGUAAAGGAACCGAAUCCUCAGCUGACAGGAUCCAUAUUCCCUAAUCCAGUUGAUCCAGCAGCAUACAUGGCAAUGCUCUGCUACAAGAAUGGGUCCUUAACUAGAGAAAAAUUCAGAGAUUCCAACGCUGGUGGUUGUUGGACGAGGUUCAAUAACCUGCUCGAGUCUACCCCUAGAGGUAAUUUUGGAAACCUGGGAUUCUACUUCACGCUACCGGAAAUAGUUCCUGCGGGGAUACAGGGAGACUUCCGGUUUAAUAAAUCAGAUGAACCAGUUUUGAAAUUUGCAAGCGAAGAAACGGAGAUCAGGUGAAAAAAAGAGAGUUUACUUACUUACUUGGGAAAUGGGAAUACUUGUAGAUUUGUCAUCAGAGUUCCAGAUAGGAGCAUAGAGAUGACGUCUUUAUGUAUCCAGGAUUUUGCUCAUAGGUUUCUUAUUCCUGCUGUUCUGGUAUUUUAUCAUAUAAAUACUUGAAAGUUUUAAUAUUUCCUGAUCUUUUGAUAUAUUCUGGUAAUUUGUUCCAUUUCUCCGCUACUCUGUUGGUGAAGAAAUUUCUUCUAACCUCAGUCCUGCAUCUGGUUGUUAGUAUAUUUAAUGCAUCAGAAGAUUGCCUGGUAACCCUGACUGAUUCUUCUCCUGCAGUUUGGAAGAACUGUCUCCUGUCUACAUCAUCAUAAUUGUGCAUGAGUUUGAACACUUGAAUCAUGUCAUAUCUAAUCCUUCUUUCUUCUAAAGAUUGAAGACCAAGCUCUUUUAGCUUAUCCUCAUACUCCUUGCUUUGCAGACCUGAAAUCAUUGUUACAGCUUUCAUUUGUACUUUUUC
Messenger RNA from Eurytemora carolleeae, 1833 nucleotides. Its product is annotated as xylulose kinase. Bases 45 to 1322 code for a protein of 425 amino acids. The transcript is spliced from 13 exons. Lineage: Eukaryota; Metazoa; Arthropoda; Copepoda; Calanoida; Temoridae. Gene Ontology annotation, biological process: xylulose metabolic process. The record is from RefSeq and is a predicted model, not a curated record. Gene Ontology annotation, molecular function: D-xylulokinase activity. Gene Ontology annotation, cellular component: cytosol.